Molecule: messenger RNA, 721 nt
Organism: Cornus florida
Lineage: Eukaryota; Viridiplantae; Streptophyta; Magnoliopsida; Cornales; Cornaceae
Product: dihydroneopterin aldolase 2-like
Exons: 3
Coding region: 121-549 (142 amino acids)
Biological process (GO): folic acid-containing compound metabolic process
Cellular component (GO): cytoplasm
Molecular function (GO): dihydroneopterin aldolase activity
Source: RefSeq, a predicted model, not a curated record
AUUAUGGUUGUUGAACAGAGCGAGCUGUGAAGUCUAGAGAGAGCAAAAGGCAUAAUAUCCGCGAAACCCUAAGUUUGUCUCCGGCGCCGGAGUGAGGAUUACUUGGCGACGUUAACAGUCAUGACCUCAUCCGGCACUGGAGUAAUAAUGGAUUAUGGGGACAUAAUAAAGGGAGACAAACUUGUGUUGAGGGGGCUGAAGUUCCAUGGGUUUCAUGGGGUGAAGCCAGAAGAAAGGAAGCUGGGUCAGAAGUUCCUUGUAGAUGUAGAUGCCUGGAUGGAUCUCCGAGCAGCUGGUAAAUCUGACCAAUUAUCAGAUACUAUCAGUUAUACUGAGAUAUACCGUGUGGUUAGAGAAGUUUUAGAGGGACCACCCCAUAACCUUCUCGAGUCAGUGGCUGAACUCAUCGCGUCGACGACUCUGACCAAGUACUCAUGUAUAUCUGCAGUUCGUGUGAAGGUUGGGAAGCCUCAUGUUGCCGUCCAUGGACCUGUUGAUUACCUUGGUGUCGAGAUUCUUAGAUACCAAAACAUCGAUGUACAAAACUGAGCUUUUAUGCAUCACCUUCUGUACAUUGCUUGUCUAAAAGUAUGUUACGUAACGAAUUUUGUUGUUGUUGUAGUAGUUAACCAUUGAAGUUCUUGUUUGGUAUAGCUGUAAAAGUUUGGAAUAUGAGAAUAGCCACUUUGGGGGCAACACGGUAAUGGCUUUUACUUGGCUA